ACAUCAUUCCCGCAGCGAACCAAACAAAAUAAAGAGAAAUCCGGCGAAAAUGGAGGCCCUGGAUAUUCUGGAGAAGCGCAUCGACGCCCUGACGCGAGUCCUGGGUCCCGUGCAGGAGGCGGAGGCGGGCGAGGGCGUGGUCGACGCCCUGUGCUCGGCACACGCCCUCCUGGGCGAAGCCACCACGGGCAGUGCUCCACUGCAGCAGUGCGUCAAGCGAUCCGGCGAACUGGAGAAGUACCUCGAUCCCAACUUCCUCGAGGAGCAGCAGGAGGUGCGCGCCAAGGAGGUGUACCUGCAUGCCGUGGCGCCCGAACUGCACACCCAGGCCGAGCAGCUGGAGAGGAUCAGGCAGCUGGAACCCGCUCUCGGGGCGGAGUACUUUCGCAGCAUUCCCGCCGAGUGCCUGGAGCAGCUGAAGGGCAUCACCCAGAACAACGGGGAGUACGCCCAGCAGAGCGAGCUCAUCGAGGAGAGCCUCGUCCUGGCCAUGAAGCGCUACGGCGAGAUCCAGGCGGGGCUGCUCAGCUCCCUGGAUGCGAUGAGCGACCGGCUGGACCAGGUGGAGGAGCGCAUGGAGCAGCGGAAGCGGGCCGAGCUCAACAAGGAUGUGCCGCCGAAGGAUUGAGCGGAGAACGCUCCAAAGACUGCUGAAAGUAUUUUAUACGGCCCGGUUU
This is a messenger RNA of Drosophila takahashii, 677 nucleotides long. RefSeq names its product Dynactin 3, p24 subunit (gene DCTN3-p24). Gene Ontology annotation, cellular component: dynactin complex. Gene Ontology annotation, biological process: cytoskeleton-dependent cytokinesis. The record is from RefSeq and is a predicted model, not a curated record. NCBI's taxonomy places the organism in Eukaryota, Metazoa, Arthropoda, Insecta, Diptera, Drosophilidae.